UUCCAUAGUAACCGUACUAAGCUGUCAAGUUUCAAUUUCCCGCUCGCGAUCGCGGUGGCCGCGACCAGGUGUUUCGGGAUCAAGUUACCUUAGCAGAACAAGAUUCUCAGUUGUUUCGUGACCUUUCACUAACAUAACUAGAUUUAUUAUAACAAUUUCGUACGUGCAAGCAUGAGCACCGGAACGUUCAAAAGUUCUCCGAAACGCAUUUAAAAGAAAAAAGUCGGGCGUUUGUGCUUUUGUGCUACAAGUGUGUGUGUGUGGUAAAACGACUAGCUUAAAUUCGAACGCAAUAUGAAAAAUAGAAUUCUAAUCUUCUUAGGACUUGCAUCUACAGUCUAUUGUGAACGAGAACAUAAGGUUCACAAUAUCGUCCUAUAUCCCGAAAAGCAUUCCUGGUGCCAGAUCACCCCAAUCCAACAAAUCGUUGGCUCUCCUGGGUAUGAACCAGUAACUAUCGACAACAACGUUUGUGUGGGGGCGUGUUACAGCUACUCCAUCCCCAAAACGCAACCCGCCGAACCGGGAGAACUCAUCGGUCCAUACUGUGACAGCUGUCAACCCGCGGAGAUCAAAUGCUACCAUGUCAACCUGCGAAGAGACGAAAAAAGUCCUGAUCUUCCGAAGAUCCUCCAGAAACGGGUGCAGAUCAUCACGAACUGCUCGUGUCAAAGUUGUGACAAGGUGAGAAAAGAUGACUGCGAGAUCACAGAUGAAAAUACGCUGGAAUUGCCGAGGAGCAUGUUCACAGAUGAGAGGAAUCAAAACAAGUCCGCUGGAGACGAAGUACCUGAAUUACUUGAAAGAAAUGAUACGAAGCCCGCGACAUCUUCAGAUACCGAAACCGAUAUAAAAUUCAAGAACAAGCUGAAAAAAUGGUUCGAGAUCUACCAAAACGAAUCGGAGUCCGACCAACUGAAAGAUGAUACAGACAGCGAGUACUACUUCCAAAAGUUCAAAUCGCCGGUGUACCAUUUGGGACUGGAACAUAACCAAGAGACCAACACUAAGAUAGAGCAGGAUCUGAAGAAUUUGCCUGAAAAUUUUGGUGUUGAGGGAGCAUCCAGUCACCAUAAGGGCAACCAUGUUGGUAUGGGCAUUGCUCAUAGUCAAAAUGAGGUCGUAGCUCAGCCGGAAGUUAAGGUUUUAGCUGAAGACAGAGGUGAAGGUCCACAGAGUCAUCAUAAGGGAGGUCACGUGGGUGUUGGAGUGAGUCAUAGUCAAAAUGACCUAGUGGUGGAAGAUUUGGUAAAAAAACACCACGAACACCAUGAAGAUAGUAACCAUCAUCAAGGACACCAUGGCAACCAUCAUCAUCACAAGCAUCAUCUUGGGGACGAGGAACAGAUUGGUGAGUUGUUAUGAAUGAAUCUUUCUGAAAU
This is a messenger RNA of Acanthoscelides obtectus, 1382 nucleotides long. Lineage: Eukaryota; Metazoa; Arthropoda; Insecta; Coleoptera; Chrysomelidae. The record is from the annotation of a GenBank genome assembly.